Messenger RNA from Lottia gigantea (owl limpet), 729 nucleotides. RefSeq lists its product as hypothetical. The record is from RefSeq and is a predicted model, not a curated record. The transcript is spliced from 3 exons. The coding region runs from base 1 to 729 and encodes 242 amino acids. Lineage: Eukaryota; Metazoa; Mollusca; Gastropoda; Lottiidae.
AUGAAUAACGUUGCUACUCAGAGUUUCACACUAUGCAAUCUUCAAACAACUGACCUUAUCCCCUUACCAACCUUUCAGAAGUUAAAAGUCAACUAUCCUGGUUACAAACAUCACCAAGGUGCCUUGAAUAACCAUCAUUUAAUAAAAAUGAUAGGUUGUGAAAGUAAGCUCCUCUUACACGAUACUAGUGCCUUACGCUUAUCUGUUGCCUUAAAUAAAGUUGGUAAUCAGCAUUCUAUUGGUCGACAGCUUAUCAAACUUUCCAAAUUUGGACGGGAUAGUGUGCCUGGUCGAGAUGGAUUUCAAUAUAUUUAUCAUCCCAUGGCUUAUGGACCUUACCUAGCUGAUAAAUAUGGCUAUCCUAGUAUUUCAAAACUUCAUCAAAUGGAUCCUAUAGACACAAAGAAGAAUUUCUGGGGGAAGCAAGGCAUCUUAAGAGUCAUAACAUAUACAAAGAAACAGAAUCGACCAAAAGGCCAUGUUGCAUUGUGGGAUUGUAAUCAUUUUCAUCAAAGUAAAGAUUGGAUAGCUGGUCAUAGUUUGAUAACAGUGGAAUUCUGGGAAACACCAGACUCUAAUUGUGAUCAUAUGCCAAAAUCAGAACCAGAAGAUUAUAUGAUGCAGAAACUUCUACCCACUCUCCCGCCACAGUAUAAAAAGAAAUUCAGACAUAAUUCCUGGAAGCGAUUAUUAUUACAGAAGCAGCGCCUUUCAUUAAAAGGGAAGUAA